This is a messenger RNA of Phoenix dactylifera (date palm), 2881 nucleotides long. RefSeq names its product Pentatricopeptide repeat (PPR) superfamily protein. Gene Ontology annotation, molecular function: RNA binding; protein binding; zinc ion binding. Gene Ontology annotation, biological process: RNA modification. NCBI's taxonomy places the organism in Eukaryota, Viridiplantae, Streptophyta, Magnoliopsida, Arecales, Arecaceae. The record is from RefSeq and is a predicted model, not a curated record.
GGAUAAGAGCCCGAGCCGGGUAAGACAACGUCAUAAAAAUAAAGAAAAGAAAAGGGCCGGCUCUUGUUGCGGCAUUUCGGGAGAGUACAUGCACACACUGGGCGAGAGCGAGAGCGAGACCGCAUUGCCAAGUCCACUUAGAAAUCUUGUGUCUCCUUCCAUUUCAUGCCGGAAUGGUUAGCGAUGGAAUCGCAGCACCAAAUUCGGAUUCGGAUCCAAUCCCAUUCUACCGCACCCUCCUCCGCUCCUGUGCUCUGGGCCACUCCCCUCCCUACCUCGGUCGCCAGCUCCACGCCGCACUCCUCAAGUCCGCCCUCCUCCUCCUCUUCCCCUCCCUCUCCGCCGCGCUUUUCCACAUGUACGCCGCCGCCGGCCCCCCCUCCGCCGCCCUCCACGCCUUCCGCCGCCUCCUCCCCCCCUCCGCUCGCUCCACCGUCGCCUGGACCGCCCUCAUCUCCUCCCACGCCGCCCUCCCCGCCCGUGCCGUCCGCCUCUUCCGCUCCAUGCGCCGCGCCGCCGUCCCCCCCGACGUGGUCACGCUCCUCGCCCUCCUCUCCGCCUCCGCCCGCCUCGCCGACCCCGCCGCCGCCGCCUCCGCCCACCUCCUCUUCCUCAAGCUCGGUCUCCCCUUCUCCGUCCCCGCCUGCAACGCCGCCAUCGACGCCUACGCCAAGUGCGGCCGGAUGCCCGACGCUCGUCGCCUCUUCGACGAGAUGCCCUGUCCCACGGUCGUCUCCUGGACCGUCCUCCUCUCGGGCACCCUGCGGCGGGAGGGGCUUGCCAGGGGGCGGGAGGUAUUCGACCGAAUGCCCCAGAAGAAUGAGGUCUCCUGGACGGUCAUGGUCGUCUCCUGCAUCGAAGCUGGGCUUCCCAGAGAAGCGCUGUCCCUUCUUUCUCAGAUGCUCUUCUUGGAUGAUUCAGUAAGAAAUCUUAACCACAUUAGCUUGUGUUCUCUCCUCUCAGCAUGCUCUCAGGCCGGAGAUUUAACUGUUGGCCGUUGGAUCCAUGCCCACUUCACAAAAACAGGUCUCUUUGGCGGCGCUUAUCUUCUUAUGGUGCGCACUGCUUUGGUUGAUAUGUAUGCAAAGUGCGGAAGGAUAGACACUGCCCGCCAUUUGUUCGAAAUAAUGCCCCGCAGAAAUCUGGUUGCUUGGAAUGCGAUGCUGAGUGGGCUCUCGAUGCACGGAAUGGCUGCUGAGGUGCUAAAAUUGUUUUCCCGAAUGGUUGCAGAAGAAGCAUUGCAUCCAGAUGAUAUCACCUUUGUAGGCGUUCUGAGUGCAUGCAGCCGGUCUGGUCUCGUAGAACAAGGUCGGAAGCUUUUCCACGAACUCAGCACGGUAUGCGGAUUGACACCCAAGGUAGAGCACUAUGCUUGCAUGGUGGACCUCCUGGGCAGGGCGGGACGGUUAGAGGAAGCAGAGGCUCUGGUCAGGGAAAUGCCCAUCCUCCCUAAUGAGGUCGUAUUGGGUUCCCUCCUCGCCUCCUGUAGUCUUCAUGGAAAGCUAGAUUUAGGAAGACGCUUGAUGGAGGAGCUGGUGCAGAUGGACCCACAUAACACCGAAUACCAUGUGCUGCUGUCAAACAUGUAUGCGUCUUCAGGAAGGCAUUUCGAGGCCGGCAAUCUUAGAGAGACAAUGAGGAGGAAAGGAAUUAAAAAGGCUCCCGGUAUUAGUUUUAUCGAAGUCAAUGGACAAGUGCACCGAUUUAGUGCUGGGGACAAAUCGCACCCACAAGCACGAGAGGUGUAUGCCAUGUUGGAUGAAGUAGUUCGGAGGCUGCGGUUGGUUGGGUAUGUCCCAGAUGUGGCCUCUCAGAUUUCCCGUGUCAUGGAUAAUUACUUGGAAAAUGGUGAGGAGCGAGAAGAGAGAGAACAGGCUCUAUUAGUUCACAGUGAGAAGCUUGCAAUAUGUUUUGGUCUGAUCAGCACACGGCCUGGUUUGCCUCUACGCAUCUUUAAGAAUCUUCGUAUCUGCACAGAUUGCCAUGCAGCAAUAAAGCUGAUCUCUGACAUUUUCAGAAGGGAGAUCAUUGUCAGAGACCGAAAUCGCUUCCAUUGCUUUAAGAAAGGUCCAACAUAAACGAGCAGGCGCGUGUGCUCUGCUACUCCAACAGAACGGUUGUGGAAUAAUGUUUGUAACUAGCUAUGCUUCGGCAGGAUAGUUGGUGGUUUAGUUCUUCUGCAUGCAAGCACGUUGUUUUGGAUGCUGCGGAGUCUGCUAAACUGAUUCAAGGAGCAAGCGCUGAUGGUUAAUGACGGCUUCUCCUCCUCUGUGGUGGCAGCUCUUCCAUGGCUUCCCCUUCCCUCUAGUCUCCCCCUCCUUUUCCUCCCUCCCAGUCCCGCAUGCCCUGGGUUUGAGGCCCUCCUUCCACGCCUUCUAUAACCUGUGGAGCCCUCUUUCUAGAUCGACUCUCUCCGUCCAUGGCAGCUGAUGCUAAACUGAUUCAAGGAGCAAGCGCUGAUGGUUAAUGACGGCUUCUCCUCCUCUGUGGUGGCAGCUCUUCCAUGGCUUCCCCUUCCCUCUAGUCUCCCCCUCCUUUUCCUCCCUCCCAGUCCCGCAUGCCCUGGGUUUGAGGCCCUCCUUCCACGCCUUCUAUAACCUGUGGAGCCCUCUUUCUAGAUCGACUCUCUCCGUCCAUGGCAGCUGAUGCCAUCGACCAGCUCCGAAGAGAGACCUCGGCCUCAUGCUGAAGCACUUCUCCCAAUGUACAAGCUCAAAAGAGAAUGAGGAAGAUCUCUAUAGAUGUUCAAAAAAGAGGAAAACAAUUUCGGCCGUAAGGCCUUAUAUGCUUUUGAUCCUUCAGAACUGCGGUAAAAGGUCCUUGGAUUCCCAUUGAAGUAUGUAGACGAAAAAACAAAUUAUGCUACCAAUCUAUUCUAUGA